AUGUUAAUAGAUUUACGAUUUGAGACAUCUUAUAAUGCAUCACUUAUUCCUGCACAAGGAUCUUGGUUACGUAUUUUAAGUAUUACACUUCGAGAUCAAGUGUUAUUACCUUUUGCUCAGGGCUUUUUAUGGGCAGCAACUCUUAUAGGUUUAAGCUGGGUUCAAAGAACUACUCGUAAUCGAGGUUUUUACUGGGGAAUAAUGAUUAAUGAAUGGUGGAAAUCUUUAAACAUUUAA
Pneumocystis murina B123 is the source of this 237-nucleotide messenger RNA. RefSeq lists its product as hypothetical. Gene Ontology annotation, molecular function: mitochondrion autophagosome adaptor activity. The transcript is spliced from 2 exons. Gene Ontology annotation, biological process: mitophagy. The record is from RefSeq and is a predicted model, not a curated record. NCBI's taxonomy places the organism in Eukaryota, Fungi, Ascomycota, Pneumocystomycetes, Pneumocystales, Pneumocystaceae. Bases 1 to 237 code for a protein of 78 amino acids.